AUGGAGCGUAUGUUGGGUAAGUUAUACUUUUUAUUUUCAUAAUUAAUAUAAUCUAAUACAUAUUUCAGAACGAAUAUUGAAACAAGAAGAGGAAGAAGGAAGUAAUAAUGGAAAGAUGGAAGAACAAAAUGUGCAAUUUUUAAAUGCUACUAUCAAAAUCCCAGUUUUCUAUAGUACAAGGAAUGUAAUUCCUGAAAGUAUUCGUUUUGGAGAAUCAAAUAUUGAAGUUGACCCAAAUUUUGAACUUGGUCGUUUGAAUUCUUCACUUUAUCAAGGACCUUCAACUUCAGGAAGUUUUACUGGAAGAAGUUUGACAAAUGAUUCAUCUUGGAAUGGUAAAGGUUUCAUAUUUUCUUUCUAUAAAUUUGAUUUCAUGAUACAUUUUGCAGACAAUCUCACAAAUUGCAUUAAAAAUGGGAAACUUGAUGUUAUAAGUGCAGGUCAACUAUUGAUCAACUUUGGCGGACCAAGUGAUCAAAUAAUUGAUGAAUUCGUUGCUCAAAAUUAUUCAAAAAUCACUGGAGCAUUAACAACAUCUUCAAUUUUGGACCCAAAUUGUUCGCAUGCUUUACAAAUUGGAAAUUUCAUAAUGGUUCAAGUGAAUUCAAAAAAACUUGAAAACAUGGGAAAAGUUGCAACUCGUCAAACAAAUGUUCAACAAAACAUUGAUCUCGGUCCAAUUAUGGGUUCAUUAACAAAUUUGCGAAAUAUCUUCGAAAUCACAAAUGAUCCACCAUUUUAUCAAGUUCAAAUUGAUCUUCGAUGUUUUGAUCCACCGAAAAAAGGACUCAAACAACAUAUAAUAAUGCGUGAUUAUCUUUAUCAAAUUCUGACUAUCCUUACAUUCCCAGCUGAAGCUAUCAAAAAUUACACAUAUCGUGAUAAUCCGCGUAACUUCUCAAAUAAUGGUGGAAAUUGUGAUGAUAAUCAAGAAAGUGAUUCAGAAGAAAACGAAGAACAUUCUGAAGAUGGAUCAAAUAAUAUGCCACGUGGAAGAUUUAAAGAUUUACCUGAUCAUAUUGUCAAAGUUCUCCUUAAUUUAUUCUUUGAAUAUUUUGGAUUCAAUUCGCCAAUGUAUACAACUUCACCAGAUGAUCUCGAAACCGACAUGUUUGUUUAUUUUUAAAAAAUAUUUUUUUGAAAUUUAAUUUUCUUUUUUUCAGAGAAUUCAUGUGUCUUGGAAAUACAUUUGAAGAGCGUUUCAAUGCACUUCGAGAACGUCGGCAAAUUUUGAACAAUUUCACAAGUGCCACAUUUCCAUCAAUGUUGAAAAAUGCGUUCUGUGAAAUUCGUCUUUCAACAGUUGAAAACAAUGAUGGCAAAAUCGUAUGGUCAAAGAGAAAGGUAAAACUUUUUCAUCAAAAUAUUCUAAAUAUAAAUAUUUUUUUUAAUUUCAGAGAGUUGCCGGAUUCCGCCAAUUAACAAAUAACAAACGAAAAUCUGCAGCAGCUGGAAGUUCCGAAAAACGUGUUAGAAAAUAA
Messenger RNA from Caenorhabditis angaria, 1481 nucleotides. The record is from the annotation of a GenBank genome assembly. Lineage: Eukaryota; Metazoa; Nematoda; Chromadorea; Rhabditida; Rhabditidae.